Helicoverpa zea (corn earworm) is the source of this 1089-nucleotide messenger RNA. Its product is annotated as DNA oxidative demethylase ALKBH2-like. The record is from RefSeq and is a predicted model, not a curated record. Gene Ontology annotation, biological process: DNA repair. NCBI's taxonomy places the organism in Eukaryota, Metazoa, Arthropoda, Insecta, Lepidoptera, Noctuidae.
GGCAACAUCGUAGUUAUAACCUCAAAUAUCAACGAGUAGACUGUCAGUGUCAAAUAAGAAACUGUCUGUUGUGGAUUUAUUUAUUAUAUCUUGGCUCCGCACCACAACCGUAACCUCAACACAACAAUUUGUAAACAAAUAUGAACCAAAGACUAGAAAGUCAACAAAAAACAUGUAGAACGAGUGUUGCCCUGUUUUUUGCACUAUAAACUACUCAACUAAAUUAUUGUUGUAGAGAUGGAAAAACUAAAAGGAAUCGACGUGAAUGUAGUGAAUUGGAAAUCCAUUAAACAGGAGGGACUUGAUUUAGAAUAUGCUGUACCUAUUCCCCGUGCUAUUGCGAGUGAUUUAUUACGGGAACUCGAAAGCAACUUGGAAUAUUUUACUGGAGAGUUAUCUCGAAUAAAAGUUUUUGGCAAGGUAUACCCUUUGCCACGACAACAAGUUGCUUACGGGGACCCUGGGAUCACAUAUACAUACUCCGGUGUCACUGUUCCAGCCCUUCCGUGGCCCGCACCCGUUCUGGCUUUGCGAGACUUCCUCACAGCCCUUAAAGGAAUUGAAUAUGACUUCGUUUUGGUAAACAAAUACAGAAACGGGAAUGAUCACAUGGGCGAACACAGAGAUAACGAACCGGAGUUAGAUCCUACCAGCCCCAUCGCAUCUACAAUAUCCUUAGGACAAGAAAGGACAUUCGUGUUAAAACAUAGGGACGCAAGAAAGCCAGGCAAGGAUAAAAAACCGAUACCUCCAGUGAAAAUAGAAUUGGAACAUGGCAGUAUACUCCUCAUGAAUCCACCUACAAAUGAGAUCUGGUAUCACUCUUUACCGGCACGGAAAAGGCUAAUGGGUGCAAGAAUUAAUUUAACAUUCAGAAAAAUGCGCCGAUAGUGUUCAAGUAUGAAAGUGAAUUUUAUUUAUACAAUGAAAAUAUUUUAGAUAAGCCAUUCCAAAUCAGUAUUCCUUUGUCGAUAAAUAAUGACGAUUUAAAAAAAGUAAUGUCAAAGUAUGUGUCAUUCAUUGUAAUGUCAUAGUGUUUGUGUCAAUCAGUAAUGUCAGUUCAGUCAAAUUAUAAUAAUUAUUUGUUGU